Molecule: messenger RNA, 2216 nt
Organism: Plutella xylostella (diamondback moth)
Lineage: Eukaryota; Metazoa; Arthropoda; Insecta; Lepidoptera; Plutellidae
Gene: Sqor
Product: Sulfide quinone oxidoreductase
Cellular component (GO): mitochondrion
Molecular function (GO): FAD binding; sulfide:quinone oxidoreductase activity
Source: RefSeq, a predicted model, not a curated record
AUUCUUGAUAUUAUUGGGAAUUACGUAUUGUUUAAUUUAAUUAUCGUGUUCGGCGCGUUUUGUAGUUCAGUAUUAGCCAGGUUGCCAUUGAUGAAUAAACUACUUAUCGUUAUCGGUUCCUGUGUUGAGGAUUAAAUAAAUAAUGGCAAAUUUAAUAAGAAACAUCUGCACACGGACUCCAUCGGCAUCCUCCAGUUUUCAUCGAGCUUUUAGUGUUUCUUCUACUAAUAAUAAAAAUUACUCAUGCAAGCUGCUGGUGGUGGGUGGAGGGUCGGGCGGGUGCACCAUCGCCAACAAGUUUGCAAGAAGACUUGGAAAAGAUGCAGUCAUAGUUGUAGAACCAAGUAAAGACCACUACUACCAGCCUCUAUGGACGCUGGUCGGCGCGGGUGUCAAGCGAGUGGCGGACACCCGGCGCCCCGCCCGCAGCGUGCUGCCCGCCGCCGCCACGUGGGUCGUGGACCGCGCCGCCUGCUUACACCCUGAGAGGAAUAAGCUAGUGACGGAGGAAGGCCAUGAGAUAGAGUAUGAAUAUGUGGUGGUGGCCACUGGGAUAGAUAACGACUAUGACAAGAUCCCCGGCCUCAAGCAAGCCCUCGACGACAUCCACAGCGGGGUAUCCACCAUCUACUCGGCAGAGUACUGCGAGAAGACGUGGCGCGACCUGCAGCUGUUCACGGGCGGAGACGCCAUUUUCACGUUCCCGGACACGCCGAUUAAAUGUCCGGGGGCGCCGCAGAAGAUUGCGUAUAUGACUGAUGCUUACUUUGAAAAGAAAAACAUCCGCUCCAAGGCGAACAUCCACUACAACACGUUCCUGCCCGUCAUCUUCGGCAUCAAGAAGUACGCGGACGAACUACUCAAGGUGGCUGCGAGGAAGAACAUCAGUGUCAACUACCGGACGUUGCUGACGGCGGUGCAUGGGGAUAGGAAGGAGGCCACGUUUGUAGUGAAGGAUGCUGAUGGGAAGCAGGUUUCGGAAAGCACGGUACCCUACGAUCUCCUCCACGUGACGCCCGCUAUGAGGACGCCGGAGUUCCUGCGCACGAACACCGCUUUAGUCGAUAAGACCGGCUUCCUGGACGUGGACAAGUACAGUCUGCAGCACAAGAAGUACAAGAACAUGUACGGCAUAGGGGACUGCACGAAUACGCCCAACAGUAAAACUGCUGCUGCUAUCGCGAAGCAAUGCUACGUGCUCGAGCAGAAUCUCCUCAAGACAAUGAAGCAGGACACUCCGUAUGCCUCGUACGACGGCUACGGCGCAUGCCCGCUCGUGACGUCAUACAACACGUGCAUACUGGCAGAAUUCUUGUAUGACGGGGUCGUGCAUGAAACGUUCCCCUUUGACCAGGUUUCCGCGAAAGAGAGCAGAUUGGCAUACUACUUGAAACGAGACAUGUUUCCCUUCAUCUACUGGAAUGCGAUGCUGAAGGGGUACUACCACGGGCCUGAGUUUGUGAGGACCUUCGCAGCUCCCUUGGCUAGGCUUGCUGGGAAAAAAGAUUAAUAGAGAAAAGAGAUUAAAGAUUAAUGGGUUAAAAGAUUAAUUCACGUAAUGAAAGUCUGUUUUUAACCGACUUCUUAAAUCUCAGAUACUAAAUUGACAGAUUCUGAAGGGUUCGUCAACAGUCGUCGAUUGUCCCGCGAUUAAGUGACGUAUCGUUCUAUUGGCGGGACCAUCGACUGUUGAUGAACCGUUCAGUAUCUGUCAAUUUAAUAUCUGAGAUUAAAAAACAGACUUUAGUGAUACAUAUUACCGCAUAACGUACUAGUACUACUAAUAUAAUUGUAAGUAAUGUAUUUAGUACUAUUGUAUUCUUGGUGCUACACGCCAUUGCUUAUUGAAAGAGGUAUCAAAACCAGCUUAUACUCAUAAUUUAAAUAUACGUAAAAUAGAAAAGUAUCUAAGCUCUUUAAAUGUAGUUAAAGGUGAAGUGUUACGAAUAGAUAUUUGUAUAUUUUUGUAAAACUUUUAUGAUUGUGAGUAUCCUUUUUGCAAUGUGUAAAAAAUGCUUUAUAUUUACUGGUGAUAUCCAUAAGAACAAAGAUUUUUAUUACAACUAUUGUUAUUAUAAUAAUUAACAGAAAUUUUAUAAAGUUAUGAACACAUUAUGACAUUUUCUAUGUGAUUUUUUAUUUAUUUUAAUGUUAAUAUAAUCGGUAUCUUUGUGAUUUAAACCUUUUUUAAUGAAUAUAGAUACGUAAUCAUGUUA